CAAUAAUCCAUGAAAAAUAUGUUACAAUGCAAAAAAAUUCUGUUUUUCUUCUGAUUUUGGGGUGAAAUAUGAACCAGACAUAUUCUCGACAGGUUUACCUAUAAACAGGUGAAGUAGGAAGAGAGAGAUCGAGUGAGAUGUGUGUGUGUGUGUGUGUGUGUGUGUGUGUGUGUGUGUGUGUAUGUGUGUGUGUGUGUGUGUGUGUGUGUGAAUCUGUAACUUGAGAGUGUUUGUGACGUAUGUGUGUGUGUAGAGGGGGUUGGCCUAGUGACGACCUCAGGUGUGUUUGCACGGCUCCAUAACAGAGUGUUAGAUUUGAUCGGGGGUAGACAGAUAGAUUAAGAUGCUUGCUGAAUAAAAUGUACACCCCUUAGAAAGCAGGAGCAAAAUUAUAGGAUCAAAUCGAGCAGAUGAAAAGGCCCGAAGGAGAUGGUGUUUUCCAGAAAACUCUAAGGAUUACCAGGAAGUUAGCAGAUCUUUGCCUGUCUGGACUCGUUGAAUUGAAGGGGGAGCCAACCCCAAUGAAGACCACCUGGUACUGUCCACUAGACCUGUCCACUAUGUCCGAACUGGAGGAAGACGGUAUCAUCUACACUGUCGUGGUGAAACAUGGCUCUCCCACAAGCCCGCAGUCCACAGCAAAACGCUCCCAGAACGUCAAAGCAGGGACAGAGGAAAAGCUCGUCCUGCAUCUUCUUCACUCCUUCUCCAUGGGUGACUCCUCCUUCAUUUCUAUCUUCCUGUCCACCUAUCGCACCUUUACUUCCACCCAGAGAGUGCUGGACAUCCUGAUUGACAGACUGGAAAAUCCUCCUGGAGAGAUUAAAAGUAACACUCGUCAGACGUUCAACAUGGCGGUGUGUACAGUGUUCAGCACGUGGUUGAGUGACUAUCCCGAGGAUUUCCGUUCUCUGAGCGAUCCACCCUGCCUAUUGCGGUUGGCCCCGCUCCUUCCAACAGACACUCCAGGAGCUGAAAUCAAAGGCCGCUUGCUGAGGAUAGCUGAGGAGCUGUGUGAGAGAACGCUGCUGUCUGGCUCUCUGUCAGAUCCUAUCAAAGACGUGAUCUCCCCUCCCGAUCCCUCGGAGUUUGAUUCCACCAGCAUCCUCGGAUUUCCAUCAAGUGUGAUUGCAGAACAGCUCACCAGGAUUGAGACAGAGCUGUUUCUGAAGUUGGUGCCCCACCACUGUCUGGGCUCUCUUUGGUCUCAAAGAGAUAAGAAGGGAAAGGAAGGAGCAUGCUGGUCGGUCAGAGCCACUAUUAAGCAGUUCAAUCGUUUAGCUAACGCCGUCACAGCCUCGUGUGUGUGGAACACGGGUCUAAAGAGCCAACAGAGGGCACGACUGCUGGAGAAAUGGAUCAGCGUUGCAGAGGCCUGCAGAACGAGGAAGAACUUCUCUUCACUGUAUGCGAUUCUUUCAGCUCUGCAGAGUAACCCCAUCCACAGACUGAGAAAGACCUGGCAGGAUACAGACAGAGAAGCUUUACGGAGGUAUGAAGAACUUUCUAAUAUCUUCUCUGAGAAAGAUAACUACUCCCAGAGCCGCGAGCUACUCAAAGAGGAGGGAAAUUCCAAAUUUGCAAACCAUGAUGCUAAAAAUAACAACAGAAGAUUCACUGGGUCCUGUGCUCAAGGCACUGUGCCAUACCUGGGCAUCUUCCUCAGAGAUCUCACAAUGCUGGACACUGCAGUAAAAGACAGACUUGAGAAUGACUACAUUAACUUUGAUAAAAGACGACGGGAGUUUGAGGUUAUUGCUCAAAUUCGGCUCCUUCAGUCCUCGUGUAAAAACAGCAUUUUCAGGACGGACGGGACAUUUGUUCAGUGGUAUCACAGCGUACCCACUCUGCGUGAAGAGGAAAGCUACAAGCUGUCCAAUCAAAUUGAAGCAAUGGGUGAGCCGAGUCCUGGGCGUGGCAUGAACCCCACAGUGAUCAUCACACAGUGUCCAGACGCUCUCUCUGCAGUGGCACACACGGCAAUAGAUGCUGAUAGUAUAUUUGACUUCCCUUCUCCUGUCAAUCACCUACUCUCAAAGCUUUGCAAGCAUGUGAAAUCACCCUCCGUUUCAUGUCUGGAUGUUGAUUCGUCUCCACCACCAACCAAUGAUGGCACACCUUCUGUACUAACCACGCCCACUUCACCAGUCAAAUCCCAUCGCCGGUCUGUCUCCUGUGGCAACAACCCCAUCAAUAACAAAGCAGAGGCAGGACCUGAUAUGAGAAUCGUCAGGAUACGGAUGGAUUUACAAGAUGGCAAUUUAUAUCGAAGCAUUUUGGUGACUAGUAAUGAUAAAACACCUACUGUAAUCAGUUCUGCAUUAGAGAAGCACAACCAGAAUGCAAAAGAAGCCUCCAAAUAUGAGCUGAUACAACUGCUGCCGGAUGGGAAAGAGUUAAUAAUACCACCCACAGGAAACGUCUUUUACGCCAUGUCAUCAGCUAGUGUGGACUUCCUAUUAAAAAGGCGAGGAGGAAUCACACCAACGGGGUCUCCAUCUCUUGGCAACGAAACCAGCGCAACCUUUCCACGAAUCAAAGCCAAGGGCCGAAGAUUAGUGCGGACACUUUUUUAAAAAGAAAACAGAAUAUUCAAGUCCAAGUACUUUCAAAAGAAAAGACACAAUAUAUUUUAUUUGGAGCACUGUGAUAAGAUACUCUGUUAAAGGAGAUGAACAUUUUCAUAAUUUACUCAUCCUCACCAAAUUUUACUUGCUUCAUAAAAGGAGAUCCCAAGCCCAUUUGAUAUGCUUGCUUCAUAAAAGGAGAUCAGUGACCAUUCAGUGGCCUCAGUCACCAUUCACUUACAUUGCACAUUUUUCCAUACAGUGAAAGAGAAUGGUGAAUAAGGCUGUCAGUCCUUUGAGCUCCACUGAAGAAAGUAAUAUGGGUUUGGAACAACAUGAGGGUGAGUAAAUAACAUUUUCAUAUUUGGAUGAACUGCCCCUUUAAAGUAUUUUUCUGUUAGUCCUAAUAUUGGUGUAUUUUGAUUGAAAGCUUGAAAUGGCUCUAAGAUGUUAGCAAAAUGUUGCACUAUUUUUGCAUUUAAGUGUCGAGUACCCAUCGCUGAUGCCAGCAUUUCCUGGACUCCCCUGUCUACCUCUACAGCUAUUAGUCCAUUGAUUACAGCAUUUUAGUUUAGAAACUGCAUUAUUAAUGAACAUAAAACUAAGAUAGAGCAGCUAAAAUCCAAACAUAAUAAACACUUAAAGAAGGUACUUACACCUGUAUAAACAUUUCAAACACUGAGCUCUUCUUUAUGGGCUACUGAAAUGUAAAAGUUACUGAAAACUGCCCAACUACCUAAAAAUUAGCUACAAAACAAUAUAUAUAAAACACUGCCACUGUCUAAUAUCUUCAAGUAUGCAAACUGGUAGUGUACACUCUCAUUGUAUAUUUGAACAGAAUUAAUCAUUUUAGUGGUAAAAUACAAUCUUUCAAAACCUAGUGAGCUGCUUUGCUGUCUACAUAGUCAGUUGCCUUCUAAAUGGACAUUCAGAGGGACAACACUCUUGAGCUAAAAAAGCUAGAUGCAGUGCAACAUAUAGAACAGAAAGGCAAGAACGCAGAGUGGCUAAGAAUAGUGAGAUGCGGCACGGUAGUCAAAAGAUGUUUGUCUAGUUUACGUUUACAUAGAAAAACAGUGCAGACGGGUACAAAACUAUGUUCGGUUGAACGACCCUAAAGUUUCUCAAUUUCAUUCUACCUGAAAUGGAACCUCAUGACUGAUUUGGAACACUCUACAUUACACUCUAAUAAGCUUACUUCAUAGAGCAUAUAAAAAUAGGGUAAAAUGGUCCAUUUUUAAUUAGAUGGGUUAAUUUUUAUGGUUUGACGUUAGCAUUUUGCUAAGCUCACGAUGUGAUAUUCUAAUAAGCAUUAAAAUCUUUAGUGCAUCUAAAUAUUGCUUAAAAUUGCCAUUUUGUUUAUUAAAUUGGUGCAUUUUAAGAGAGUUUGGCCUUAGCAUGUUGCUAACAUAAAAUCUAAAUAUUGCUUAAAAUGGUCAUUUUGUUUAUUAAAUUGGUGCAUUUUAAUAGAGUUUGACCUUAGCAUGUUGCCAAGCUCAUGAUGUGAUACUCUAAUCAACAUAAAAAUCCAUAGCACAUUAUCCCGCAUAUAAAUAUUGCAUAAAAUUGCGUAAAUUUGUAAUCAGAUGUGUUCAUUUCAAUAGAGUUUGAAGUUAGCAUAUUGCUAAGCUACAUCACGAUACCAGUGACAAUUUAGCUCGAGACGGAGCACUUGUAUUAAAAUGAAUGCAAUAAAUAGUCAUUAUCAAUAUGGCAGAUAUAGAAACGGAUGUCCUGACUCACAGGUAAAAUAACUAAUCACCUUUUCGAUAUGGACAUCGCAUGUCAAUCAACUCAAGAACGUGCAUUAGAUGCACCAUCCGGGAAAACUGUUUUUUUAGCGUGAUCUGAGGUAAAGAAGCACAAUUUAUCAUACAAUUGUUGUUAAACUUUACUGCAUAUGUUAUUUGGUUGUCCUUUUUGACCAACCCUUUUGGAAAUGUUGGUCUUUCCCCAUUCUAGAAGAUAGGAGCUGUACUUCUACAGCCUCCAUCCAUAGAAAAUAGCUGCCCAGGAGCGUUACCAAGACGUUACCAUCAAGUGGACUGACUUAAAUUAAAAGGACUUUGGAAAUACUCUAAUAAAAAUCCAAAGGGUAUAUAAAUAUCGGGUAAAAUUGUCCAAUUAAAAAAAAAAGGUAUUAGAUUGGUCCAUUUUAAUAAUUUUAUGUUAGCAUGUUGCUAAGCUAUGCAGGCAGCUCACUAGGUUUUGGUACAAAGCCAGAGCCAAUUUCGUGUUGGAUUUACUGCAGGUCACCAGGCCUCACUGUUUUCCUGAACCAAAAUGAAUUACUUAAAAAAAAUUAAAAAAAAGGCAAAAAAAGCUGUUCUUGCGAUAUUAUUUUUUUACCCUUAAAAUGCCAGGAUGCAAUGAUCAACCAGAAAAGAAAAUGUGCAAUGUUACACUUGUUUCGACCCUGAUGAACCUUGCGCUCUUAUACUCCUAUGCUGUUGACGUCUCUAUGGGAUCUGAGGUAUACAAGUGCUCAAAGCAAGGGAGAGGGGUGCUCUCAAUUUAAUUUCAGUCUUUGUUUGUGGUGACUUUGUAAAGUGCCUUAAUAUCAGGUGCUCUUUUGGGAAUGUUGUUGUGUUGGUGUGUUGCGCAGUUAAGCAUGCUGUGGCUUUGGUCCUGUACCGUCAGAUCUGUGUUCUGACAUGUUUAUGCACUACAUACCUCCUAUUCUUGUAAUAAACUUUAAU
Xyrauchen texanus (razorback sucker) is the source of this 5266-nucleotide messenger RNA. Its product is annotated as ral guanine nucleotide dissociation stimulator-like. Gene Ontology annotation, cellular component: plasma membrane. The record is from RefSeq and is a predicted model, not a curated record. The coding region runs from base 411 to 2576 and encodes 721 amino acids. The transcript is spliced from 19 exons. NCBI's taxonomy places the organism in Eukaryota, Metazoa, Chordata, Actinopteri, Cypriniformes, Catostomidae. Gene Ontology annotation, molecular function: guanyl-nucleotide exchange factor activity. Gene Ontology annotation, biological process: positive regulation of GTPase activity; Ras protein signal transduction.